AUGGAGACACACUGCCUCACACUGUGUACUUACAACGCGAAAACAGUAUUCACAGACGCUGAACUGCAUGCUCUUCUCGGAAAUGCAGAGCGUAUCAAAUCUCACGUGAUUGCUCUGCAGGAUUCUAAGUGCAGAACGAGCGACGUACGACAGAUGAAUGACGGUACACUCCUCAUUCGCGGAGAGAAAGUUCCGUCGCGAAAUGUAGGCGGUGUUGGUUUUGUUGUGCACCCAUCUUGUCGAUUCUCACGACAUCCUGUCACCUCGUCUGGCCAUUCUUCGCCUCCGCCCCAAAAACUCAUCAUUAUCAUUAACUGCUACUCACCAACAUCAGCAGCUGAUAAAGCCGAAUCGGACGCGUUCUACGAGGAGCUGAAGGAAGUAAUACGCAACGGAGAAGUCCUUCUACAAAUUCGUUGUCGGAGACCUCAAGGCAAAACUAGGAAAGGCCACAGAAGAGGAAUACAGGAUUGGAAGAUUUGGACUGAGAGACCGGAAUGA
Molecule: messenger RNA, 501 nt
Organism: Necator americanus (New World hookworm)
Lineage: Eukaryota; Metazoa; Nematoda; Chromadorea; Rhabditida; Ancylostomatidae
Exons: 1
Coding region: 1-501 (166 amino acids)
Source: RefSeq, a predicted model, not a curated record